Messenger RNA from Saccostrea echinata, 753 nucleotides. RefSeq lists its product as uncharacterized. The transcript has 4 exons. The coding region runs from base 4 to 753 and encodes 249 amino acids. NCBI's taxonomy places the organism in Eukaryota, Metazoa, Mollusca, Bivalvia, Ostreida, Ostreidae. The record is from RefSeq and is a predicted model, not a curated record.
ACAAUGGGUGACAUCCCUGGGCCAUCUACAGCUCCUUACUUCAAUCAAGGGAAGGCAACAGAGAAUUUCUCCCGACUGUGUCAGUUGAUCGUGACAAUCUGUAGCGACUUGUUCAGGGACAUUCUAAGUCGUUACAUCAAACCGGCUGACCUGAGGUCAGAGUUGAACAACAACAGAAAGAGGCUGGAGAGAAUCAUGAACAGUCAACAAAAAGAACAGAUCUAUCCGGCGUCUGGCUCCACAGCUUUGACUGCUAAAGACUUGGACAUCUCUGUACUAUACAUCAUAUUGAGAAACAUCUGUAACAUACCAAAACAUAAAGCCGGGUGGGGUAAUCCACCUCUAAAUGGCGAUAAUAGAUUAUCGGCCUGCAUAGAAAGGAUCAGGAUUCAGAGAAAUUUAAUUUUCGCUCAUUCUGUCAUUGCUGCAGUUGAUGACAUAAUGUUUGAAGAGCACUGGGACGAACUCAAAGACGCCAUCAUAGAAAUUGAAAAACAGUCUCUCGGUGGGGACAUGUAUGAGAGAGGCGUAAACGAGUUAUUCUCUUGUGAUCUUAACCCCGGUAGAUCAAAGCUGUAUGUUGCAGAAUUCAAGAAAAUUCAAGAAAAUAUGCAGAUAAAACAAGAAAAAAUUGAAUGUCUUGAGAGUGAAACCAGAACAGCAAAACGUGCUGGAUUAAAAGGUCUGGGAUCUAUCACGGUGGCAACCCUAGCUGGAGUAAAAACUGGUAAAGGUCGAGUGGGUUUCCGAUAG